Messenger RNA from Striga hermonthica, 2916 nucleotides. Lineage: Eukaryota; Viridiplantae; Streptophyta; Magnoliopsida; Lamiales; Orobanchaceae. The record is from the annotation of a GenBank genome assembly.
AUGAUCACAAAGUCUGGUUUGCCUGGUGAUGGAGGGCAAGCGUGGAAGAAAUUGUUGAAUCGGGUUUCGGAUUGUGUUAACAAGAUCCACCAUCAUUAUUCACAGUAUUUUGGGUCUCGGAGAGAGAAGAACAACUGGUGGAGGAUGUUUUUGAUUGGAUGGCUUGCAAUGGGGAUUAUAGUUUCUUUGUCGGCUUUUUGGUUAAUGAGCUCGCAGGCUAAUGAGAAGAGAAAGGAAACACUUGCGAGUAUGUGCGAUGAGAGGGCACGGAUGUUGCAAGAUCAGUUUAAUGUUAGCAUGAAUCACAUCCAGGCAAUGUCUGUCAUGAUUUCAAUAUUUCACCAUGGCAAAAACCCAUCUGCUAUUGAUCAGAGCACCUUUGCGAGGUACACAGAGAGAACAUCGUUCGAGAGACCACUCACAAGUGGAGUAGCAUAUGCAGUGAGGGUGCUCCAUUCCGAGCGAGAGCAGUUUGAGGCCCAACAAGGAUGGACUAUUAAGAGAAUGGAUAAAAUUGAAAAAAAUCCCGUUCAUGAUGACAAAUAUAAUCAAGCGGACCUCGAGCCGUCUCCGGUGCAGGAGGAAUAUGCACCCGUCAUCUUUGCACAAGAAACUGUUGCUCAUGUUAUUUCUGUUGAUAUGCUGUCUGGAAAGGAAGAUCGUGAGAAUGUAUUGCGGGCAAGAGAAUCCGGAAAAGGCGUCCUCACUGCCCCAUUCAGAUUACUCAAAACAAACCGUUUAGGGGUAAUACUGACGUUUGCCGUCUACAAAAGAGAACUUCCCCCUGAUGCAAAACCUUCUGAUAGGAUUCAAGAGACUGCUGGGUAUCUCGGUGGCAUAUUCGAUAUUGAGUCGCUUGUGGAGAAACUCCUUCAUCAGCUUGCUAGCAAACAAACUAUCCUUGUCAAUGUGUAUGAUAUGACAAAUUCCACUGAUCCUAUAAGCAUGUAUGGUUCAAACCCCUCAUCUGAUGGCCUGCACCGAGUCAGUUCUCUUAAUUUUGGAGAUCCAUUCAGAAAACAUGAGAUGCAUUGCAGAUUCAAACAAAAGCAACAUUGGCCAUGGGCAGCAAUUUUUACAUCAGUUGGGAUCCUCGUAAUUGAUAUGCUUGUGGCGCAAAUAAUCUAUGCGACUGUGAACAGAAUAGCAAAAGUUGAAGAUGAUUAUCAUCAGAUGAUGGAGCUCAAGAGACGUGCUGAGGCUGCUGAUGUUGCUAAGUCACAGUUUCUUGCUACUGUUUCGCAUGAAAUCAGAACCCCAAUGAAUGGUGUUCUUGGAAUGCUGCAGAUGCUUAUGGACACACGUCUUGAUGAAACUCAACAAGAUUAUGUGAGAACUGCAAGGGAGAGUGGCAAAGCCUUAGUUUCCCUCAUAAAUGAGGUUUUGGACCAAGCAAAGAUCGAAUCUGGUAAACUUGAGCUCGAAGCAGUUAGCUUUGAUUUAAGGGCAAUCCUUGACGAUGUCUUGUCGCUGUUUUCUGGAAAAUCGCAAGAUAAAAAAGUUGAGUUGGCAGUUUACGUGUCUAGUAAAGUCCCUUCAACACUGAUAGGUGAUCCAGGUAGAUUCCGACAGAUUGUUACGAAUCUUGUGGGCAACUCGAUCAAGUUCACGGACAAAGGCCACAUAUUCGUGACCGUUUACCUCGUGGAGGAAGUCAUGGAAACGGAAACCGAAACCGCCAGCUCUCUGAGCGGGCUGCCGGUGGUCGACCGGAGGCGAAGCUGGUCUCGUUUUCGUGUCUUCAGCCAGGAUAAUAAUACUCCCCUGGCCGGGUCCUCCCCAGACCAAGUGAACGUGAUUGUUUCCGUAGAGGACACGGGGCAGGGAAUCCCAGUCGAGGCCCAAUCACGUGUGUUCAACCCGUUCAUGCAAGUGGGGCCGUCCAUCACACGGACCCACGGUGGGACGGGCAUCGGCCUCAGCAUCAGCAAGUGCCUGGUCCAGCUGAUGAAGGGCGAGAUCGGGCUCGCCAGCACACCGCAGGUGGGGUCCACUUUCACGUUCACCGCUGUCUUCACGGCCGAGCAGCAGCUGAACUCGAACUCGAGCUCGUCCGAGUUUCACGGGACCCGAGCCCUCCUCGUGGACUCGAACCCCGUGCGCGCCAAGGUCACCCGAUACCAUAUCCAGCGGCUCGGGAUCAAAGUCGAGGUCGUCCCAGAAGUCGGACCCGGGUCGAGGAGCAAGCCUGUGCAAAUUGUGUUUGUCGAAGAGGAAAUGUGGGAACGGAACGUAGAGGAGCUGGUGAAGGGCUCGUGUGGCGGGCCCACGCAGCCGAAGAUUCUGAUUUUGUCGAACUCUUCGGGGAUUGGGCUGCCGCCGCCGCCUGUGGCAGCAGUGGUGGUGAAGCCGCUGAGGGCAAGCAUGGUGGGGGCCACGCUGCAGAGGGCGAUGGGGGUGAGGGGGAAUCGGGGGAGCCAAGAGCUGCACAAGCUGUCGUCACUGAGCAGCUUGCUGCAAGGGAGGAGGAUUUUGGUGGUGGAUGAUAAUCGGGUGAAUCUGAGAGUGGCGGCGGGUUGCCUGAAGAAGUAUGGGGCGGACGUGGUGCAUGCCGAGAGGGGGAAAGAAGCCAUCUCGCUGCUUACGCCACCUCAUCAAUUCGACGCGUGUUUUAUGGAUAUUCAGAUGCCGGAGAUGGACGGGUUUGAAGCAACAAGGAGAAUAAGGGACGUAGAAUCUGGCAUAAAUAACGGCAUAGAGGAUGGUCAACUCUCUCUGGAAGCCUACGGAAACGUGUCAAAUUGGCACGUCCCAAUUCUGGCCAUGACUGCUGAUGUCAUCCAGGCGACGAGCGAGGAAUGUUCUAAGUGUGGUAUGGAUGGUUAUGUCUCGAAACCCUUUGAGGCCGAGCAGCUCUACCGGGAAGUCUCGCGAUUCUUCCAGGCGGGAGCCGAUGAGAAUCACCAGAAAGAAUAA